UGGGGGGGUACAGCUUUCGCCCUGGAGCGGUGCGCGAUGCUCUCUCACGCCGACCUCCUGGACGCCCGGCUCGGGAUGAAAGACGCCGCCGAGCUGCUGGGCCACCGGGAGGCGGUGAAGUGCCGCUUGGGCGUCGGAGGCUCGGAACCCGGAGGCCACCCGGGCGACCUGGCUGCCAGCGCGGACUCGGUGGAAGGCGCCACGCUGCUGCCCGGCGACGAUAUCUCCGCCGUGGGCUCCACGCCCGGCGCGCUCUCGGUCAGCGCCAAGGACCCGGACAAGCAGCAGGGUCAGCCUGGCGGAGGCGGCGGCGGCGGCGGCCAGAACCCCGGCCAGGCCGGCCAGCAGCAGGGCCAGCAGAAGCAGAAGCGGCACCGAACGCGCUUCACGCCCGCGCAGCUCAACGAGUUGGAGAGGAGCUUCGCCAAGACGCACUACCCGGACAUCUUCAUGCGCGAGGAGCUGGCCCUGCGCAUCGGCCUCACCGAGUCCCGGGUCCAGGUGUGGUUCCAGAACCGGCGGGCCAAGUGGAAGAAGCGCAAGAAGACGACCAACGUGUUCCGCGCCCCCGGCACGCUGCUCCCCACGCCGGGCCUGCCCCAGUUCCCCUCUGCAGCCGCUGCUGCCGCCGCCGCCAUGGGCGACAGCCUCUGCUCUUUCCACGCCAACGACACGCGCUGGGCCGCGGCAGGCAUGCCGGGCGUGUCGCAGCUGCCCCUGCCGCCGGCGCUGGGCCGGCAGCAGGCCAUGGCGCAGUCGCUGUCGCAGUGCAGCCUGGCGGGGGGGCCCCCGCCCAACUCCAUGGGCCUGUCCAACAGCCUGGCGGGCUCCAACGGCGCCGGCCUGCAAUCGCACCUCUACCAGCCCGCCUUCCCCGGGAUGGUCCCCGCCUCCCUGCCCGGCCCCAGCAACGUGACGGGCUCGCCGCAGCUCUGCAGCUCCCCGGACAGCAGCGACGUGUGGCGGGGAACCAGCAUCGCCUCCCUCCGCCGAAAGGCGCUAGAGCACACAGUCUCCAUGAGCUUCACCUAA
Zootoca vivipara (common lizard) is the source of this 1032-nucleotide messenger RNA. It is a transcript of the gene OTP, whose product is annotated as orthopedia homeobox. Gene Ontology annotation, biological process: regulation of DNA-templated transcription; neuron differentiation. The record is from RefSeq and is a predicted model, not a curated record. Gene Ontology annotation, molecular function: DNA-binding transcription factor activity, RNA polymerase II-specific; DNA binding. NCBI's taxonomy places the organism in Eukaryota, Metazoa, Chordata, Lepidosauria, Squamata, Lacertidae.